AUGACUCCACUGUCCCACUCAGGAUGUGAUUACAUUAAUGCUACAUCGUGUCGCUCGAAAUUAAACAAGUGGGUGAUCCCAGAACUGAUUGGCCAUACGAUCGUCGCUUUAUUAAUGCUCCUUUCAUUGCACUGGUUCAUCUUCCUUCUCAACUUGCCUGUUGCCACUUGGACUAUAUCUCGGUUCAUUAUGGUGCCCAGUGGUAACAUGGGAGAGUUUGAUCCAACAGAAAUACACAGUCGAGGGCAGCUGAAGUCACACAUGAAAGAAGCCAUGAUCAAGCUUGGUUUCCACCUGCUCUGUUUCUUUAUGUAUCUUUACAGUAUGAUUUUAGCUUUGAUACAUGACUGAAGCUGGAGAAGCCAUGGAUGAAGUCAGC
Messenger RNA from Molossus molossus (Pallas's mastiff bat), 379 nucleotides. Its product is annotated as protein cornichon homolog 4-like. NCBI's taxonomy places the organism in Eukaryota, Metazoa, Chordata, Mammalia, Chiroptera, Molossidae. The coding region runs from base 1 to 351 and encodes 116 amino acids. The transcript has a single exon. Gene Ontology annotation, cellular component: COPII-coated ER to Golgi transport vesicle; endoplasmic reticulum membrane. Gene Ontology annotation, biological process: endoplasmic reticulum to Golgi vesicle-mediated transport. The record is from RefSeq and is a predicted model, not a curated record.